Molecule: messenger RNA, 10056 nt
Organism: Spirometra erinaceieuropaei
Lineage: Eukaryota; Metazoa; Platyhelminthes; Cestoda; Diphyllobothriidea; Diphyllobothriidae
Source: the annotation of a GenBank genome assembly
AUGGAUAGUGGUCCUGAUGAAUUACGUUGGUUUGGCGUGAAGAAACUGCUGUACUUCCGAAUUCCCACAGCUUUUAGGGUUCUUAAAAUACUUGAAUUUACCGUACUUUAGGAAGGGCGAUGCAGAAGUGUGUCGGAAUUCGAAAAAUUAAAUAGAAUUGGCGAGGGCACUUACGGCAUAGUUUGUAAGACGUGUUAGUUCGCCAAUUUCUUUUAGAUCGAGCUCGUGAUACAAUCACGAAUGAAGUUGUCGCACUUAAAAAAGUCCGGAUGGAAAAUGAGAAAGACGGUUCGUAAUAUCGGCCGACUAAUCCUUUCUAGGAAUCCCAAUUAGCAGUUUGCGUGAAAUAACGCUCUUAUUGAGUGUGAAGCACCCUAACAUUGUCCAGCUAAAGGAAGUUGUAGUUGGCCGGAGUCUUGAUAGGUAAUUUUGUUCGUCGGCCGUCUUUGUAUUAGCGGAAGAAACCGUGGCUGCCUUUCUUAAAUGCGUGUCGUCCAUCGCUUUCUUCUGUUUUAUUUGCUUCAGCAUAUUUCUUUCAAUGGAAUACUGCGAGCAGGACCUUGCUAGUUUGCUGGACAACAUGCCGAGCGCUUUUACCGAGGCCCAGGUACUGUAAUUUUCCUUAUAAUUAGACGACUGGUUUAGGUUAAAGGCAUAAUGCUGCAAGUUUUUAAAGGUCUCCGCUACCUCCAUGAAAAUUACAUUCUUCACAGAGACCUAAAGGUCUCGAAUCUACUAAUGACGGAUAAAGGUCUUGUUAAAAUUGGUAAGUCGGAUAUCCUAAAAACGCUGUUACCGCACGUUUAAGCCGACUUUGGACUUGCCAGACCGUCGAACUCUCAGCAUCCAAUGACUCCAAAAGUUGUGACACUAUGGUACGUUACAUUCUUUGUUGUGUUACCCCCGCACGCCUGGUUUUAUUUCCAUACGUAGUCGCUUUUGUGCAAGUAGUUGUCCUUUAAGAAUGAGGGCUAGAGUUACGGUUAGUUCCAACCCGUCGGGUUUAUUCUAACAAAGAACACCAAAUCAAGAUAGGAGCAGUUGCUUAUUUUUAUGUUUAACGGCUGUCACCAAUGCUUGUCUUGCCGGCCGCAGUGUCUACGACAUCACUAACCAAUGUGAUCGCUCGAUAGGCCCUGCCCUCGCGGUCAGGUUGGUGUCCCAGUUCCCAUCUCUCGGAUUUGACGUUUUUCCUACGUUUCGCGUAGAAGAUCCAUCCACCCUUUCAGAUUCCACCAAUGGGGAUUGCGCAAAUUUAUAGUGACGUGACAGUAGCAUAUAUGACUGCUUGAUCUGCUUAUUUUACGCAAAAGCCUUUCCUUAUCGCCGCAGUCGACCUGACGCGGAGCCCGAUAUUCAAUCAAAUUUUCGAUCCAAAGACCGCGGAAUUGGCUGUUUCUAAAGUCGGCUUUCACAGCGUCCGCCCAUGUCUACGUCUAGCCCUCGGCGUGUUCGCCGACUACUGCCGGACGACUUGACCUUCAGGUCGAUGCAACAUAUAGCCAGACAAUUUCAUUCUGAAAGUAGGGAAGGCGUAGUUGGUAAGCCUUAUUUUUGACCAGCCGCAAGGCUGCUCACUGAGGACGCAGCUGGAAAGCCAAAUUGGGGGGUUGAAGAAUUCAUACUCCGUUAUAAACUUCGAAAGUCUGGUUACCUUCGUGCGCAUCCUCCCGACAUCUUUAUACAAGGGGUUGUCUUGGCUCUGACUCCGUUUACUCACGGCUUGGUCUCUUUACUUCAUUCACGCAGAGUCCAGGAAUUUCGAUGAAGUCCGGUGAAGACCUCGCCCAUCUCCUUGGACCAAUGGUUAGCUUAAUCUUGAUGCUGCUCCACAUGGCAGCAGAUACUGCACAGUGAUAAAGGUCAGCCUGAAGGUUCAGUUCCUUGCCAUAGCUCGGCAGUCAUUUGCAUCUGUGGGACGAUAAUCUUCGACUUAGUGGAAUUUCUCAUCAUGCUGACUUCGACUGCCCUCGUAUGUGCGUGGGCAGCAAACACUGUGUUUCUGCAUAGAGACAGCUUUGCGGCAUUUCCAAUUCAGUAAAUGUCCCCAGUGCACGAACUACAGCUUAUUAUAGCCAUGGGCCGGUCUACAAACCUAUUACGUACUCAGGCUGAGUUCAUGAGAGCACAAAGCCCUGAAAAGCUAGAGAUGGGCAUCAAAAGAGUCUUUUGCCUAAUUUCUCGCAAAAAACUCUGAUGCUUAUUUUGUAGUAAUGGAUUUAAAUUCGUUGGCUUGUUGUCAUGCAGCCCGGUCACCCCCAGGACGUUUCGACAAAUAUAGCAUCAGAAGCAGACGUAAGGUCCAUCAAAUAGACGAGACAUUGCUGCUGAUAUCAGCGGCGGUAUUCAAAGGUCUGAAAUAAGUGUUGAUUAGAACCUUUCAGCCCUGACCGGAAAGCGCACUGGUUCGUAAAUUCCUGCGAUUUGCGUUGCAAGCGGAGGUGAUUGAGAUGGGGAGAUGCAGGAAUUUCAGCCGCAAUUUUAAAUCGCCAAUACCAUAAUAUUCCGUUCUUGGUGACUUCUCGCCUUUCUCAAACGUCGGCGUAACAAGAUCGGCACACCAAUCCAUUUGCAGGAUUUCUCUUCCCUGAAUUUUGGUCAGAAAACCAUGUCCGUUAGCGACACACACGGUUUUAUUUCCUGUUCUUCCCGUUUUCCAGUCGCGUCGGGGUUCUCGGUAGGGCUUCGACUUUAUUCGUGCUCACAUGUGUAGACCUCUUAAAAUCAGACAGCAGCUCGGCAAAGAGACUAGUCUGUUGAACACAAAAGCUACGCAAUGGGCUUUUCGUGUCUGACAUUUUCCCUGUCAUCUCACAGUGACUGCUUCUAAUCUUCGACGCAGACCUAUUUGAGGACUGACGCGCCUUAAAAUCUGAUGAAUUGCUAUUGCCAUAAGCUGUAAUGUGUUAUGAGUUUCGGCGGUCUGUCUUCAGAGUUAGUUGCAGUCACGUGUUCUAUUAACACAAAUCCCUGAACGCCGCGAUAACGAGCACCCCUCAUGUUGCCAGUCAGUCCAAUAGUGGUGUGACGUCCGCAACAGCAGCACGAAAACCUAUGAGUGGAAUCUCUGGCAGCACCGAUGUCAGCGCAUAAAUGAAACUUUGUCCUGAUCACGGAACAGUUGAGACACCACGCUGAUCUAAGUUGCUUCUUCGAUAGAGACGGGGCCUCUCCUAGCACCCGGCAAUUCACCUCCACAUGAGCCAUUAUGAAGCGAGUGCGCCACGGAAAGACGUUCGACUUCUACAUUACACAUGGGCAAGACGCGGCGGCAGGGAACAUCCUCACAAUGCGAAGCGCGAUUUGCAGUCUCCUCUCUCCGGCAUCUGCAGAGAUUUGAAUGCAUCGGUUUUCACAGACGUCCAGCACUCGAUAUUCGUUUAUACGGACUGUUUACUUGUGUCAUUCACCUCACCUAGUCCCAUCACCCGUUGGUUGACAGGCUUGGACGGUUGACUGGCUCAUGGAAGAGAGAAGAGGGUGAGGCUGACACUGGGAGGACUCAUCCUCAUUAAAUCUGGUUCAUAUGAGUCUGUCAUGCCGCGCUGAUUGUCGUGGCUUGUAGACUUGCCAAGUUAUGAGGUAAAUCGGUCCUCGGAACUGAGAGUCUGGCUUCAGUGGCUCUUUAUUCUCACUCAUGUGGUGUCAGAGUCGACUUUAGAGUAUCCCGGUACAUCUGAAGUGGGUCUCAGGCCGUUUCUGGUGCACGUAUGCGUGCUGUUUAGCUUUGUCGUCCACAGUGCCCACGUGCGCCAGUCGACUUGUCGUCUUGUCAUCAGUGCCGGGUGGGUUAGGCAGAGGAGAGUGUGUAGAUGCUUCUCAAAUCUGCCUCAGUGUAAAUGAAUUUACGCGCGAGUCAGUGGUAGUGCGCCCAGCUUGCUGUGGGGCACACGAUGGACGUAGUUUCUGACAUUCUAACCGCCGUCAGGUUCGGCCCGGUUUAUGUUAUCUAAGUCUCAUUCUACUUUUGCACGCAAGUCCAGGCCAUAAGGCAGCAGCGGCAGAAAGAAUUUAAUGGCGUCUCGUUACUUUACACAGCCGUCAGCAGGCUUCCCAUAACUUCAUGAGAUAGUUGGUUAUCAAGCCAUACUCCUUAUUUUACCAGCGCUGUCGCUACUGCUCUGCGACUGAUUAUCGUACACUAGUUUGGCUGGCUGGUGCCUGGUUGUCCUCGAGGGCUGCUAACAGGCAGGCCAACAGGGCGUUUCUUUCAGGACUUCCUAUACGGGCAGUCGGAUUCACUUAACCCUUAGACAGCAGAUAAAUGGGGUCCUCCCAGUCUUGCUCGUUUGAGUACUUGAUAUUGUCUUGGCUUUCGAAAACUGUGUUAGCAACAUACACUGCUAUCUGCGCGUCAGCUAUUGAGGUGAAUUAAACGAGAUCAAUGAAGUAGGAACUGUAUUGGCUUGGUGUUUCGAAUUGGCACUCUAGUCCAUCAUCAGGAGCAUCAACAAAUGAGUGUACUGAACGUUAAAGGUCGCAUUACCAAUAGGAUGCAGCUGCUGCGCUACCGCAUACUUGUCAGGAUUAACAGCUAGCAAAUUUCCCGCGGAUGCUCGUGUUUCAUGUGAUUGGUGCCUAAUCGCCCUCAUCCCGAGUCCUUAUUUGGCACAAUUUUAUCACCAGUGCUGAUUAUUAGCGUGUUGAUGACUCGGAAAUUUGACCCACUGACUGUCACCGGGGCUGUGUUCGUUCGCGCCCUCGUUUGAUUAGCCCAGGCAAGAUCUGAGGGCUGAAAGUGGAGGCAGGUCUUUGUAUUUGUGGGGACUGGAGAUCGAGGAACCAUGGCCCAAGAGCCGGGAAAUAAAAGCGCUUUGAUCGCAAAUUUUGGCUUAAGCUCGUACAUCAAAAACGUCACUUAAGCCAUCAGCCGCCUUUUUGCGCUAAAAAAGGUAAACAUCGGGCGCCAAGCAAUAAAAUCGGAGGACCCGCUUUCAUAGCAAGAAAUGUCUUCAUUCGCUUGCCAACUCUUACUUUGUUGAUGGCAGGGCAAAUACGUCGGAGGAACUGGAGAAUUACUUCGGGUACGGAUGGCCGAACACGCGGGAGCAGUGAGGAGGGGUGGCGUCAACUCUUACGUCACGGGUUACUCGUUGAGACCUGGGAGCCCUCAAGUUUGGCGCGGCCGAAGCUUUUGAGGAAGGUGACAAUUGCGCGAGCCAUGAGUCGUUGAGUUCAUGGUUCCCCGGCCCGCAAUCCGUCAACAGACACAAUGAUCUCCCUCAACAUCCAAUCAUCAGACUGUCUGGAUAUAGUCAUGCGGGUGCGCUUGGGUUACCGACGGUUUCACUGACAGAAGCAGUGAGUCAAAGUGUAGAAUGAUAAUGCUCCAAUUACCGACACUGGCGACGAAUUUUUGACAGUUAGGGGUACGGACGAGGGCGAUUGGGCAAUCAGCCCUUCAAAUGGCGUCAUCUACAAUGGAAAUGGGGGCUUUCUAGUCUUACUAAACGCUUAAUCGCAUAGUAAACAGUUCCAUAAAUACUGCGACCCAUUUGCGUCAAUUGUAUUUAUCUUUUGCCGUCUGUGAUGCUAGGUUCGGGUACGAAUCAGCGAAGUCGAACUAAUAAAAUUCUUGUUCUAGCGAUUGCGUCUGCAUAACAGGCCCAUGGAACUCGCCUUUCCGCCACCCGCUGUUAGGUGCCUAAGCCAAAUUUAGUCUUCACGUAUCUCCGAAAAUUAAUUAUUUGGAGCACUCGCUUCAUUAUUAGAAACCGUGAUUCAUCUUGACUUUCACUCGCGCUCUAAAGCGUCGAUACACACUGGUGUCCUGCUUGAUGUCCACUUUGUUGUUGUUUGAUAGGUACCGAGCCCCAGAGAUAAUACUGGGUGACAAAAUGCAGACUAAGGCCAUCGACAUAUGGUGAGACCCUAUCUGUUCAUCUUUAUGCCUCAUUUCUUUGCAUUGGUGCAUAAGCACACCUGUUGUGUCCUGCCGUUCACUCCCUCUUUGGUUUAUAUCUUCGAACCUUGGGUCCAUUUGUGCAAAGUGGCAGUUUAGUUUGUGCUGACAAUCACAUUUUCAGUUUUGAAAUCCCCCGCUUUCUUCUCCAAACUCUGACAGCUUCAUUGGUCGCCCGUGCUUAUGAUUAAUUACGACCAUCAUCAUCAGCCCUCAACCUGGUCACACAUUGAAGCCAGCAGCCAGACACUGAAGGCAUAACUAUGGGGUCAGGUCGCUAGUUUGACCAGUAUAGAUCCCAUACAUCCCCGUCAGACAUUUGGGCUCUAUUUUUCUCACCGAUAUAUACAGUGCGUGUUGGCCAAAAUUCGGAAAUGCGUUUCCGAUUAGGAAGGAUUACCUAAGUGGGGUUGUUAUACUGAUUAUCAUGCAGCAUAACCCUAUAACAUUUCGGACUCGCCAGGAUGUCGACUUUUAAAUGCACUUCAUUCUGACCUGCAGAAACCACACUCGAUAGAAAAAAUAAUUACUUAUGUAGCAUGCAUUUUUUACUAUUGAUUUUCGAUAGUCUUAUAAAUUUCAAAUAUAUUUUACAGAAAACGUGCACACAAACUGUGCCUUCUUUUGCUCAUUUGGUAGGAAAUCACAAAAUGUGCCUUUUUUUGCUCAUUUGGUAGGAAAUCACAUUGUAUUCAUAUUUUAUGCCCGAAGAAAGUUUGUAUUUUGAUGUUGAAAAAGUUUCUUAAUUCACGAAUAAUUUUCAGCCUGAUCUUCCAUUGCCUCAGCGGUUAGUAAUUUCAGUCCAUAAGGUGCAUGCUUUCCUCGUAAGGAAAAUCAUAUUUUCUAUGCCCUUAAGAAGAUACCACAUAGAAUUCAUGAGAUUUUGCAAUGGAUCCGGAUUGUGUUGUACAUUUUAUGAGGAGCAUUAGUAAACGGACAUGUGCGGUCUUGCAUGCAUGGACAUCGCACGGUCUUAAAAACCCCUGAAGUAGUAGGUCUUGAACAAGGACGCCAGACAUCGAAAUGACGGCUGUCGACAACAAUGUCUCAAUUCUUAAAGAAUGUUUAUGGAUUCUGUCCGUAUCUUUAGAUUGUGAAGUGUGAAGGGAACUUCUAAGUGCUCGUUUAAAAAUAUUAACUUUUGCGGAGGAUACCAAAUUUAUAUUGCAGCGAGUGACCCUGUUUGUACCGGAUUGGUAUUCGCAGUUAUUCUGUGGUUACUGGACUGUAUUAAUAAGAGAGCAUCUGUUAAAUGAAAGUGGCUAAACCCUAGUUAACACUACGUGCCCUAUGUUUAAGGAAACCAGCUAGCUGUCUUUUAAACAUUGCCUAUUUACCUGUCACUUUAAGGCCUUUUGUUUGAAUUCAUGUUUUUUCUCCAACGCAUGCAUUGACUGCUACCUGUUACCUCUUCACAGUCCAAUUUCUUCCACAGGUCGACCUUAACCUAACAAGGAAGAUGACGGCCGCCAUGUCGAUGUAGGACCCGGCCAAACAAGCUUCGUUUAGUCAACUACUUAUAAAAAUUCUGCGACACGCGCAAUGUAUUUCAGCAUUAUUGAUGCGGCAAAGGUGCUUUCCUAGUACAGGUCUUUCUAGAAAAUUGCUGCUAUCGGGUAGUUCGCUUUUGGUUCCGGUCCUGACAUGGUAGCCCUCUUACUUUAAUCGGCGCUAGAAUCGUAACUCCCCCCCCCCCUUCCUCCUCAUACCAUAGUCCUGGGCAAUCCUAGGUUCUGAAGUUUCGUAUUCCACCGGCAAAUGUUGGCAAGUAGGCCUGUGUAAAGCUUACAGUCUUUUAAUAGUCGGUCGCCUCGUCUCUUAUUCGAGUGCCCCGCCAACAUGACGAUUAAUUCAUUGUAUACGUUUAAUCACUGAUUCGUUUUGCGUUUCUCUUCUCGAGUGCCCUCAUCUUCCUUUGAACUUAUGAAAAUCAUAGGUCGGCCGGUUGUAUAAUGGGAGAACUUCUUUUGCACAAGCCGUUGCUGCCCGGAAAGACUGAAAUUCAUCAGCUGGAACUUACAAUUGAUUUAUUGGGAACUCCGAAUGAACAAAUAUGGCCUGUACGUCCAAUAUGUGUUUUUACACUUCACAUGCAAUGUUCUUCGCUGUCAUUAGUCUGACACUCGUCAGGAAGCUACAUUUCAACUUUUGCCCAUGGGCUCUGCUGCACUUCGUUUCAGGGCAUGUCAUCACUUCCUCUCCUGGACAAAAUUACCCUGAAAAAACAGCCGUAAGUCGUCAUCACUUACAUUUACUCAUGCUACGCCGUAAUGUUCAGUUAUAAUCUUGCGAUUUACUGCCCACCCCAUUCUUUUUGCCGACUCAUGUCUAGGUUGAGCUCGGGGCAGACCGUUUGUGCCAGCAUACCAAGCGUUUUGGGUGGACUGGCGUCCUGUCUGGUGACAUCGGGACUACCUAUUCACACUAGAGUAACGCCCAUCAACGUGUCCCAAUAGCGGGACAGAAUUGGCGAGUCCACCGUGCCCUGGAGCUCCAGUUGAGAGCUCUUAAAGGAGGGUCUCGCGACACUGCAUAGACUGAGCUAUGAUCAGUGUCCCACUUCAGGGGCAAGAGUUUAUUAGUUAGUCGUCAGAUUUUAGAGGAUGCUCUGGUGCUCCCAUCAGUUAACCUUGGUCCACUUCUCAGCUACAAAGUUCCCACACAUUGUUGAUAAAAUCACUCAGUGAGGGAACCUACCACUAUAUCAACAAGUAAUCCCUUGGUUUUCCGGUGUCUGACCUUCCAGGUCCACCCCAUUGGGGCUGCUAUUUCAGCCCGAUACUUGCUGCGGUCUUUUCUGCUUGACGUUGACCAUUGGCAAGUUCUAACCUCGGAGUCUCGUCAUUCUACAUCUACGGACCUUCGAUUUGUUAUCUUCAGUAGCUCGCAAGCAUCGUUACGUGGCGUGAAUCGGUCGGAAGUUUCGCCCGCACCAACUUUUUGUUGAGCCCACUUCCGAUAGCUGUCUUCCACAGCGUCUUGUCCUGGCUGAACGUUAGAAAAUAAGACGCGAGACGGUCGGUCGACGGUGUAUAUUAAGAGCAAAGUGGGAGGGUACAUCUUAAUACAUCAGGAAGGCAGGAAAUCUCUAGCAUGCCUACUUAUAUUUGCAAUCUCUGUGCUUUUAAUUUGCUUCGCACUUCCGAUCCUUCAGCCUCACUUUCCAUAACGCCCUUCUUCCUGCCUUUCUAGUUACAACAACUUACGGCAUACCUUCCCGUGGCUUUCGGAUGCGGGUCUGCGUCUCCUCAACUUUUUGUUUAUGUACGACCCGAGCAAACGGGCUCGAGCUCGAGAAUGCUGCCAAAGUUCUUACUUUCGUGAGCAUCCUCUGCGUAAGUCGUCGCGUCAAGCACUUAAAACUAGAUUCAAAUGCCUGUUUUGCUGACAGAUCGCCUCCACCGUUUUUUUGCAGCCUGCGAGCCAGAUAUGAUGCCGUCGUUCCCACAGCAUCGCCUCAAACGAAAGGCAUCGCCGGGCGAUGAAAAUCAGCAGGCCGCCGUGCCACAAUUGUCUCAGGAACCCACUUCAGGGCUCUUUGAUGCAGCUUUUGACCGAAUUGUAAGAGUGGACUAUUCAUUCUAAUAUUUGCCGGCAAUAGUCACAUGUUUAUACACAGCGUUCAAUAACUUCCGCCACCACCUUCCACCCUGUAGUUCAGGUUUUUUAUGCUCUGACAAUCUCGUUUUAACAGCCACAAGUUAAUGGUGGCCGUCACAUCUAACCUUAUCCAUGACGGGCGCCUUCCGUACGCUACUUAUUCUGGUGGGAAGUUUGCCCAGUUACAGAUCUCACUAGUCGUACACCAGUUUUCGAGGCGGUGAAACCUGUUGCAGCAAUAUGCUAGCAAUAGGGUCCUUUCACUGAAUUCGGGGCGUCGCAAACUUUGUAGACUUAAAAAUGCAUUAUUUCGGUUUCUCCGCCCUCCUUUGACUGACGGGCGCCAGCAGUGCGAGCGCUGUUACAUGGAUGUAGGCUCUGUAGUUCUGUUAUGCAAAAUUACUUUCUAAUGUCACGCUCAGUGAAACUGUUUGCCUGUUUCUGCUAGUACUCCCAAUUGCAUGACACUCGACUUAUCGCUACAUACCUGCAUAUCAUCGUUUGUGGUGUUAAAUUGCUUUUUUUUAUUUUAGGUUAAGAAGAGGCGUGUAUAG